UUAUUUAGCGCAGCUUAGUUGAAAGCAACAACAGCAAAAUCAAUUGUAUUGACAUUUUAUUUGAAAAUUGUGUAAUUUGUAGAAAAUAAAUUGAAAAAAAUUUGAAAGUUGCAUUAUUGCGUGUCUGGAAUUUCACUUUAAAGUGGUAAACAGUCUGAUCUCAAAAUGCCUACCUGGACCUAUACGUUAGCUGUUCUAUUUUAUGUACCGCUGCUGUUACAUAGUUCUCCACUUUGCGAUGCCCGUGUUGCAACUCCGCCACAAGAGAUAAUGGCGCCACAGCCUGAGGUGAGUGGCAUUUUGUAUGAAAAGCCACUGCCGGCCGAUCGGCUAUACGACGAACCGAACAUAUUAAAAUAUGCACAGCAGCGUGAAAAAAUGAUCGAGGCGGAGCAAUUACUACUUACCGGUGGGCAUUUGCAACUCGAUGAAAAUGAGUUACAAGUGCAUCAGAUUUUCAUGCGUCACAAAUUGAUGGAGCUCACCUAUGGCAUGGAACAUCCGCAUGAGCAUGCGCCGGCGCUGCAUUUCUUCAAAGCGAAACCACUCAUCGAACAGAGUAACGUGUUCAAGUUCAUACAGGCCAUGCCGAAAGGCGCUAUUUUGCAUGUACAUCGCACACCGGCGGUAUCUGCCGAUUGGAUGAUUAGGAACCUGACUUACACGCCCGGACUCUUGAAAUGUCACACGGCACGCGGUACUGUGGUGCUCAGUUUUCGUGAGAAUGCACAGAAGCAUGGUUGUCGUACGAAAUAUUACGUGGUGGAGGAGGAGCGUAAGCGUACAUUGUCGAAAAAUCGCUACGAUCGAUUUUUGCAGUCCAAGUUGAGCUUAUAUUCACGACUGCCGGAACUUGAGUUCAGUGAACAGAACAAGGUGUGGCGACGUUUCGAAGACAUAUUCGACACGGUGAGUGAUACGGUUGGGUACGAACCCGUUUUCCGCACCUUCCACUGGCAGCUGAUGGAGGAAAUGUACGAGGAUAACAUAAUGUACGCAGAGUUGCGUAUGAAAUUUAAGCCACUGUAUGGCGCCAACGGCACAAUAGUAGCAAACGAGUAUGAAGCAGCCGAGUUGCUUAUGGCUCUAGUGGAAGAAUUUAAACAAUCACAUCUUGGUUUCUACGGUUUGAAAGUUAUUUAUGUGGCGCAUCGCGGUUCAGACCAAAUUCAAAUAUUCAAAGCUUUCCAAACAUUCAAAGACUUCCAUGAACGCUAUCCUGAUUUCAUUAUUGGUUUCGAUCUGAUUGGCCAGGAGGACCAGGGCAAGUCAUUGCAGGCAUUUGUGUCUAUUUUACAGGAUCUACCGAAAAGCGCAAAGUAUUUCUUUCAUGCGGGCGAAACAAAUUGGUUAGGCACAUCGGUGGAUUUGAAUUUGGUUGAUGCCAUACUACUCAACACCACACGCAUCGGCCAUGGUUACUCACUUAUGAAACACCCUUUACUCAGUAAGGCUGUUAAAGAGCGUGAUAUUGCGCUGGAAGUUAGUCCGCUGUCCAAUCAGGUUUUGAACUUAGUUUGGGACUUACGCAAUCAUCCCGGUGGCUACUUUAUGUCCGAUAAUAUACCAAUAGUGAUUACGAAUGAUGAUCCUGGCUUUUGGGAUGCCAAAGGUUUGAGCUAUGACUUCUACUAUGCGAUUAUGAGUUUCGCGCCGAGCAAUGCUGGCUUGAAGACACUGAAGAGUUUGGUAUGGAACUCGAUAAAAUAUUCAGCGAUGGGUGAUGCAGAGAAAGAGGCUGCGUAUGCGCAAUUGCAAUAUGAUUGGAAUGUCUUUUUGGACCGUGUUAUACGUGGUGAAGUUGUUUGAAAUAGUUAUAGUUAUAAAAAUAGUACACUUAUAUUUAAUUUUUGUUUACUGAUAUA
This is a messenger RNA of Bactrocera tryoni, 1865 nucleotides long. Its product is annotated as adenosine deaminase 2-like. The transcript has 8 exons. Gene Ontology annotation, molecular function: adenosine deaminase activity. The record is from RefSeq and is a predicted model, not a curated record. The coding region runs from base 166 to 1809 and encodes 547 amino acids. Gene Ontology annotation, biological process: adenosine catabolic process; inosine biosynthetic process. NCBI's taxonomy places the organism in Eukaryota, Metazoa, Arthropoda, Insecta, Diptera, Tephritidae.